ACAAAAACAAGGCGGUUACCAAUGGCGGGUUCCACGAGCCUCGUGUUCCCCUGUUUCUGCCCUUCUCCUUCUCCGAUUCUGAAAAUUCAAUUUCUCUGAAACACACAGAAGAGAGAGAAGAAGACCCAGCGGACAAAUUUGCCCAGAUCUCCACCUUCACGAAUCCCCACGUUUCUGAAUUGGGAUUCUGUAGACUGUAAUAAAUCCAAAAACCCCAUUCUCUCUCUUUCUCUGUGUGUGUCUCUGAUUCUGUGCUCCUCGCAUGGACGGCUAUUACGCGUUCUCAUCGAUCUCAACGAUCAUUUCUGGAUCUGGAGUGGUUGAUGUUGCUAAUGAUGCUUCUACCUGUAUUUCAUCUCCAUCGACGAUGAUUUCGAGGGGUAUGCUGGUGUUGUGUAGUGGUAUUGGCCUAGGGUUUUGCUCUAGGGUUUUUCUGUGGUUUCUGUUACCAUGGGCUGUGGAGGAUCCAAGGUCGACGAGCUUCAAUUGGUAAAUCUUUGCAGAGAGCGGAAGGAGUUGAUCAAAGCCGCGUCUCGACACCGUUACGCUCUUGCCGCAGCUCACGUUACGUAUUUUCAGUCCCUCAAAGACAUUGGCGAAGCCAUACGCAAAUUUGUCGACGAAGAGAUCGUGAUCUCUGGUGUCGAUUCAUCAUCAUCCCAUGGCUCUCCCGUCCUUACUCUGCCCUCAGAUGAAGGAAAGGGGAAGAGGAAGAAACCGAAAUCGGGUGAGAAACACGGAAACUCAUCAUCUUCGACCUCUAUUUCACAUUCCGUUUCGAUUUCGCAUGAGCACUCUCCUCAAGAGGACGAGAUCGAAGGUUCUCACUUGCAUAUAUCUUCUGGAUCGGAGACUGAAUCUCUUCACAACUCUUCGGGUCAUAUUCAUAUAGAGGAUAGCCCAGAAGAAGAUGGAGGUUAUAGUCAUAGCCAUCCUCCUUAUGCUUACCCACCAAGUGAUUGGAAUCCUCCGGUGAAUACAUACGCCUACUAUAUGCAGAGGUCAACCACUCCAGCGACGACUGUAACGUAUGAUGGGCCGGAAACACAUACAGCUUCAGAUGGGCCGUGGCCUGAUCCGUCCUACAGUUAUUCGGCAUAUCCCCAGUAUGGAAAUGGAGGUUUCUUUGGGUAUUCAAUGGGUUCACCACCGAAUUAUAACCCAUAUAAUCAGCAACCGAGCCGCCCUGCUCCUCCACCGCCUCCGCCUUCUCCCCCGAAGGUCUCUACUUGGGAUUUUAUCAAUGUUUUUGAGGGCUAUGAUUAUGGUUACCCGGAUUAUAAUUCGCAGAAUAGAUAUGGGUAUGGUUCUAUUCAGAGCAGUCCUGAUUCCAAUGAAGUGAGGGAGAGGGAAGGAAUACCUGAGUUGGAAGAUGAAACAGAGCCCGAAACUCACGAGAGGAAGAAAUUGAAUGUGGAAACAGUGGAUAAAAAUAUGAAUUCAGGGGAGGGGACUUCAAAUUUUGUUCCACCACGAAGUAGCGAGGACAGUUCGAAUUCAGUGCCAUUACAAAAUAGUGGUAGCUCUGUGUUAUCUAAAGAACAGGGAAUAAAUAACAGUCCCGAUACAAUUGUGUCGAAGAAGUUGGAAGAGGAGGAGCCUGUGGAGAAGAAAGAGGUGAGUUUCGAGAUUGAGGAGACUUCGACGUUGGAUAUCGAAUCUUCUAAGAAAAGUAAUUUAGCCACAUUCAUUGCCCAUGGUACAAGGGACAUUCAGGAAGUUGUUAAUGAAAUUAAGGAUGAAUUUGAAGCUGCUUCUAGCUACGGGAAAGAGGUUGCAAUGUUGCUUGAAGUGGGGAGUUUGCCUUAUCGGUCUAAGAUCACUGUACUUAAAGUUGUUCUUUCUCGGAUCCUGUAUUUGGUGGCCCCUUCCGCAGCAUCCUCUCAGCCGCCACUGGUUUGGUUGGACUCUAAAACAGUAAAAAUGGCAAAAGCGUACUCUGGGUCUGGCAGUUCUGGCAAUGAGUUUAACUUGAAAUCUGGGAAUCUUUCAACUACGCUGGAGAAGCUUUAUGCAUGGGAGAAGAAACUGUACAAGGAAGUUAAGGAUGAAGAAAAGUUACGUGUUAUUUAUGAAAAAAUGUGCAAGAAGUUGAAAAGAUUAGACGACCGUGGAGCUGAUUCCAACAAAAUUGAUGCUACUCAUGCCUCCAUUAGAAAAUUAUCAACCAAGAUCGACAUCUGUAUCAAAGCCGCUGAUGCCAUAUCAAGCAGGAUACAUAAGUUACGGGAUGAAGAAUUGCAGCCUCAAUUAACUGAACUGAUUCACGGGUGGAUGAAAAUGUGGAGGUCUAUUCUAAAAUGCCACCAGAAACAAUUUCAGGCAGUCAUGGAGAGCAAGAUUCGCUCGUUAAAAGCAAGAACUGGUUCUCGAAGAGAUGAGAGUUUGAAAGCUACUCUGGAUCUUGAAAUGGAACUUCUCAAUUGGUGCACAAGAUUUAACAAUUGGAUUCGCACCCAAAAAGCUUACGUUGAAUCCUUAAAUGGAUGGCUCCGACGAUGCCUUAACAAUGAACCUGAAGAAACCGCCGAUGGGGUCGCUCCUUUUUCACCAGGUCGAAUGGGAGCCCCGCCAAUUUUCAUAAUUUGCAACGAUUGGCACCAAGCUAUGCUUGAAAUCUCAGAAGAUAAAGUGGUAGGCGCCAUUCAUGGUUUUGCUUUAAACUUGCAUGAGUUAUGGGAAAGGCAAGACGAGGAACAACGUCAGAGAAUCAAAGCCAAUUUUGUCUAUAAGGAUUUUGAAGAACACCUUAGAGCCUUAAAAAUGGAGAGGAUGAUAGCACGUGACCAAGACGACGCAUCGCAAAAAACUGCCCUGACUAAAGUUCCUUCUGAAAGUGGAGUUUCACCACCGGAUGAUCUGAAAGUUAAUUUGGGUUCAUUGAGGAAGAAGUUAGAUGACGAGAGAGCAAAACACAAGGAUGCCAUCAAACUGGUUCAUAACGCUGCUUCGAAUAGUAUACAGGCCGGCUUGGUUCCCAUUUUCGAGGCUUUGGAAAAAUUUAGUUCUGAGGUCAUGAAGGCUCAUGAACAAGUCAGGCUUUAAAACUCAUGAAAGGCUAGUUCCUGAAAUACAAUUUGGCUCCAAGUAUCCUCGUCGGAUUCACUUACAGGUACAUGGUCUACCACAUUUUGCUCCGAAUCGAGUUGCAUGGGACUGGACUAUAGCAGGCCGACUGCAAUCGGGGGAUACGCGACGACAUACAACACUUGCACAUCCUGAAAAUCCUGGUAUGAAUUUAUUUCAAAUUCCCCUCCCAUUCAUGUACAUAUACAAGCCAAUGAGAUCACCUGAUGUGCAUGUAUAUUACUAGGCUGGCAGAAGGAAGCCAUGGAAAUGAAAAAUGAAGAGAGAGAAGGUAGAAGUGAGAGUUUUGCAGAAGGAAGUUGGAUUAUAAUUUUGAAGAGAAGUUAGAUUAUAGAGGUGUGUGGGAUUUAAUGAUGGUGGUUGUUGUUGUGAUUGAUGCUUUGAAGAGCUGUGAAGAUGGUGCUGAGGAGCUGAAAAUUUGUUUUUGGUUGAUUAAUUUAGCAGCUGCAUAACAGGAAUGUUGUAUAGAAAUUCAUUUAUUGGAGAAUUUGUUGUACAAGUUUACAUUACAUUAGGUCCUAGAAUGUCCAGAUGGAAGAACUAACCCAAAUUUU
Molecule: messenger RNA, 3641 nt
Organism: Momordica charantia (bitter melon)
Lineage: Eukaryota; Viridiplantae; Streptophyta; Magnoliopsida; Cucurbitales; Cucurbitaceae
Product: DUF630 family protein, putative (DUF630 and DUF632)
Source: RefSeq, a predicted model, not a curated record